This is a messenger RNA of Arabidopsis lyrata subsp. lyrata, 1043 nucleotides long. Its product is annotated as F-box/LRR-repeat protein At3g62440-like. The coding region runs from base 1 to 969 and encodes 322 amino acids. NCBI's taxonomy places the organism in Eukaryota, Viridiplantae, Streptophyta, Magnoliopsida, Brassicales, Brassicaceae. The record is from RefSeq and is a predicted model, not a curated record. The transcript has 4 exons.
AUGGGUUAUGAAUCAUCAUUUAAGAAAUUCAUUCACAAGAGUGACAAACUCUUCAUCCUUGAUCACUUUCCGACUCCAAACAUCGGAACUUUUGGAGUCCCAAGUAAGUUUGAUCAAAUCAAUCGUUGUCUACGUGAUGUGCUCAAGCGUGGGGUCGUGGAUCUUUAUCUGUGGAUAAAUGGAAAACAAGGAUAUACACUGCCUUUCGAAGUUUUCACUUGCGAGACAAUUACUAAACUUUCACUAGGGUCUAGUUUUGCUAUUGACAUUCUCCCCGAGAAUGCUCUUCUUCCAGCGCUCAAGACUCUCUCUCUUUAUUACAUUCGGUUCUAUGAGUUUGGUCGUUGUGCGUUCAAAACGCUUCUUGAUGCGUCUCCUGUGCUCGAGGAACUAACCGUGUGUGGUGUAAACUGGGAACUUUGGAAAUGGUCCCGCACUGUGUCUCGUUCUAGCCUUAAGAGACUUACUAUAAUGCGUAAACAGUGGGAUGCUUUUGAUGAUUCUGAUUUUAAUAGCAUUAGUUUUGAUACUCCGAGUCUUGCCUACUUAUAUUACUCUGAUUAUGUUCCUAAAGAGUAUCUAAGUGUUAAUCUCGACUCCCUUGUUGAGACUAAGCUCUAUCUUUGUCCGGAAGAAAAUUAUAUGUGGGGUGAAGGAGAUGAAAAACGUUUCAAUCCAAUGAAUCUGCUUCAUGGGCUAAAAAAUGUCGAGACUCUUAACUUGUACACUAUCAUGACUGCAAAGAUGUUCUAUGUCUUCCGUGAAGCACUCCCAGUGUUUGAGAAGCUGUCUCAUUUAACUGUUAACCUCUCUAACUUCUGUUGGUCUUCUAUGCCAAUGCUGAUCAAGAAAGCUCCAAAUCUAAAGACUCUCAACAUCAACGGUCCCUUGCACAGUUGCACUAUGAGAGUUACUAUCGUUGUGCAGGAGAUAUUGUUUGCGAGUGCGUGGCAGAGUAUUCUUUCCUAGUAUCAUGUCCUUUGGAAGUCCUAAAGAUAACCGAGUACUAUGGUUGCUUUAGAGAAUUGAUGCAAAUGAAACAU